This is a messenger RNA of Aspergillus ibericus CBS 121593, 869 nucleotides long. Its product is annotated as alpha/beta hydrolase. The record is from RefSeq and is a predicted model, not a curated record. Bases 34 to 777 code for a protein of 247 amino acids. The transcript has 2 exons. NCBI's taxonomy places the organism in Eukaryota, Fungi, Ascomycota, Eurotiomycetes, Eurotiales, Aspergillaceae.
CACGUUCUCUGAUAUCUACCUAACAACUUCAAGAUGACUUCGCCAACCAUUGUCUUUUCCCACGGUGCUUGGAUCAGCCCCAAAUUCUUCGACGAUAUCCGGUCCCGACUGAACAACCUCGGAUAUCCCACCGAAUGUCCUGCGCAUCCAUCCGUCGGGGCCGAACCGCCUUCGAAGGUCCUGGCUGAUGAUGUCGCCUCAUUCCGCGAAGUUCUAGUAAGCCUCGCCGACGAGGGUAGAGAUCUUGUCGUCGUCGCCCAUUCCUACGGAGGAGUGGUGGUUUCCAACGCAGUCAAGGGUUUGGACAAAGCGACUCGCGCAAGGGACGGUAAGUCAGGUGGUAUUAUCCAAAUUGUCUACAUGGCUUCCUUUGCCUUGGACCGGGGACAGAGUUUGCUCGGGGUAUUAGGAGGAACGUACCCGGACUGCUGGCGAGUCGAGGGCAACUAUCUCUAUCCCGACGGAGAGGGCAAUAUCGGUUACCAGGACCUCCCCGUGGAGGAGCAAGCCAAAUGGGGUGCUUUGGAGCGACACCUCUCCCUGGCGGUCAUUGAGGGCGAAGUCACCAAUGAGCCUUGGGCUGAUGGGAUUCCGUGUUCGUAUAUCAUCUGCGAGCAGGAUUUGGCCAUACCACCUCCGUUGCAGGAGAUUUUUGCCGCAAAGAUUGCGGGUCCAGAGAAUACGUAUCGGCUGCCGACUGCACAUUCUCCGUUUUUGAGCGCUCCGGACCGGCUGCAGGAGGUUUUGGUAAAGAUAGUUAAGGGAAAUCGACAAUGAUCGGAUGUAUUGGUGUUUUGAGAAGGAAUCGGUUCUUAUUUGUAACAAGCAUACUAGUUUGGAAGAACACUUGCUCAGAAUUUGUAUAAGGG